Drepanopeziza brunnea f. sp. 'multigermtubi' MB_m1 is the source of this 1605-nucleotide messenger RNA. The record is from RefSeq and is a predicted model, not a curated record. NCBI's taxonomy places the organism in Eukaryota, Fungi, Ascomycota, Leotiomycetes, Helotiales, Drepanopezizaceae.
AUGACCACAACCAGAGAGUCUCAGUCGGCGGACUCCUUCCUCCUCCCUUUGCAAGUCGACACUUCCAAGAUCCGCAGCCUUGCACGGAGCCUACACAGCACCUUUACUAGCUUGGCCGCCGAGUCGCAAGAACAAUUUCUACCGACACCGAUUUCGGAUUCAAUAUUGAGGCCUGAGGGCGACGAGAACGGAAGCGGCGGUACGAAUCUUCGAGUUGGCUUCAUUGAGCUGCUUGGAUCUGGAGACUUCCUGCAUGGCGACCAAGAUGGCGAGAAAGGAGAGGAUAAGCAAUACAAGAUAUCACGUGUCAAACGACACUUGGAGAAAAGCUGGCCAAUUGGAGAGCAAUUGAAAAACGAUCGGGCUGAGGAAUUGUUUGCGUGGAUAGGAGAGCGGAUUGCCGAAGUCAUACAUGAUGGGUGUCUUGCCUGGCCGGGAGAACUCCCAGACCAGUUACCGCUCGGGGUCACGUUCAGCUUUCCCAUGAUUCAACACACCCUUUCCGAGGCAACCCUGAUGCCUAUGGGCAAAGGCUUCAAAAUUACCUCGAAUCUCGAUCUGGCCAAAUUGCUUCGAGAUGGCUAUGAAGUUUCGAGAAGCGCAUCGCUACCGCGCAUCAAAAUCGCGGCUAUUGUGAAUGACGCCGUAGCCACUCUUGUCGCAUUCGCAUACAUGUUUAGAAAGAACGCCCGGCACAAGGCCGUCAUGGGCCUUAUCGUAGGUACCGGCUGCAACGCAACAAUCCCUCUACCUCUCAGCAAACUUCACCCAAGCAAGAGACCAACAAAGGUCGAAAUCCAGGGCGAAAAGACCAAGGAGGCGGAUCUAGAUCUCAAGAUCACCGUGAACACGGAAUGGACAAUCAAGGGCGCAGCAGGUCCCCUACACGAGCACGGCUUCAUUACGCCUUGGGACCGGAAACUCGACGCAGAAGGCGAAAUGCCAGGCUUUCAACCUUUCCAGUACAUGACUUCCGGUCGCUAUCUGGGAGAGCUAGGUCGCAUUAUCAUUCUUGAAUUUCUCACAGAUCAUCUCUCCAUACCUGAAUCUACGCUGCCGCCUCGACUCAGACAGCGAAAUGGGCUCACGACCAGUUUCCUGGGAAGUAUCGGACCACAUCUUGCGGCUACCGAGCCUUCGAUGCUGAAGCAAGUAGAGCGAGAACUGCCUUCGUCGGAUGCGCCGCAUUCGUGGCAAUGGACAGACGAAGGAGCGUCGAUUGUGUACGCAGUAGCCAAGGCAAUUCAGAUCAGAGCGGCUGGAAUGAUAGCCGCGGCUGUCGUUGCUCUCUUGGCCUGUGCCGGAGAGAUAGAAUUAUCCACCAUCUCCUCCAGUCCGUCCAACGGUAACGAGCCUGCUCUCCCCAUGGACGGCGGCGAAUCAGAGCUCGAGGAGAUGAUGGUGGGAUAUACCGGUAGCUGCAUAGUUCACUUCCAAGACUACCUGGAAGACAGCCAGUGGUUUCUCGACGAGAUCAUGGAAGCCGAGUUUGGAAAUGGAGAGCGGGUGCCGAGGGUCUCGCUGCGGCCUUGUCACGACGGUGGUAUCAUUGGCGCAGGGAUCCUGGCGGGGACGGUCCAGAGUGUGAUGGCCCAAGAUGCUUGA